Frieseomelitta varia is the source of this 2012-nucleotide messenger RNA. RefSeq names its product COP9 signalosome complex subunit 4 (gene CSN4). Lineage: Eukaryota; Metazoa; Arthropoda; Insecta; Hymenoptera; Apidae. Gene Ontology annotation, cellular component: COP9 signalosome; cytosol. The coding region runs from base 306 to 1541 and encodes 411 amino acids. The record is from RefSeq and is a predicted model, not a curated record. The transcript has 9 exons.
UCAUGCAAAGUGCGUUAACAAACGAAUUACAGUGACCUUUUGUAAAGCGCCAUCUCAAAUUAUAUCGCGAUAUGUUUCUUUAAUUGUUGUAUAUAUUCGUAAAUAAAUAUGAUUAUGGCAAUAUAUAUAAAGCUAAACUUCCAUAGUACGAAGAGUAUCGUUAUAUAGUUCACUUCUACAUCCAAGGAAAAUUUAUAUAUUUCGUUAUAAUUAUAAAAUCACUAUAAUAUAUUUUCUAGCUACUAGCAUAGUUCGUGAUUGUAAUAGGCGCAAAAGUCAUCUUUUUGGUUAUUCAUGUAGAAAAGAUGGUGGUGACAGCAGCCUCUGUUCGUCAACAACUGACGAAUUUAGCAUAUUCCGGAGGAUCUCAUAAAGAUCAAGCAGAAAAGUAUCGAGGGAUUUUGGACUCAAUACUAUUAUCGUCCAGCGAAGAAGCGAUGGAUGCUUUGAAAAUAUUCAUUGAAGCAAUUGUAAAUGAAUAUGUAAGUUUGGUCAUUUCGAGACAAGUUUUAACAGAUGUCAGUAAUCGAUUAUUACUUUUACCUGAUGAAGUAUCAAUGGCAAUUUCACAUUAUACAUUAGACAAGAUACAACCAAGAGUGAUCUCAUUUGAAGAACAAGUCGCUAGUAUAAGGCAACACUUAGCAAAGAUCUAUGAACGUAAUCAAAAUUGGAGAGAAGCGGCUAAUGUUUUAGUUGGAAUACCAUUAGAAACAGGGCAAAAGCAAUAUACAGUUGAUUACAAGCUUGAAACUUAUCUUAAAAUUGCACGAUUGUACUUAGAAGAUGAUGAUCCAGUACAAGCUGAAGCAUUUAUCAAUAGGGCAUCUCUUUUACAGGCUGAGUCAAAAAAUGAACAGUUACAAAUUUACUAUAAAGUUUGUUAUGCCAGAGUAUUAGAUUAUAGAAGAAAAUUUAUAGAAGCAGCUCAAAGAUACAAUGAAUUAUCAUAUAGAUCUAUUAUCCAUGAAGAUGAACGUAUGACUGCACUUAGGAAUGCAUUAAUUUGUACAGUAUUAGCUUCUGCAGGUCAACAAAGAAGUCGUAUGUUAGCCACAUUAUUUAAAGAUGAGCGUUGUCAACAACUUCCUGCUUAUUCAAUUCUUGAGAAAAUGUAUUUGGAUCGUAUUAUUCGACGUUCCGAAUUACAAGAAUUUGAAGCCUUAUUACAACCUCAUCAGAAAGCAAGUACAAUUGAUGGAUUGGGAUCAACCAUUCUUGACCGUGCCGUUAUAGAACAUAACUUAUUAUCUGCUAGUAAAUUAUAUAAUAACAUAACGUUUGAAGAAUUGGGUGCUUUGUUAGAAAUUCCACCAACGAAAGCAGAAAAAAUUGCUAGUCAAAUGAUCACAGAAGGUCGAAUGAAUGGAUACAUUGAUCAAAUUGAUUCUAUUGUUCAUUUUGAAACACGUGAAACCUUACCAACGUGGGAUAAACAAAUACAAUCACUUUGUUAUCAGGUAAACCAAAUAAUAGAAAAAAUUGCUCAAACUGAACCAGAAUGGAUAGCAAAAGCAAUGGAAGAUCAGAUGGUGCAUUAAUAUAAAUUUUUUUAAUAUUAAAUAAACAUUCGUACACACAGAUCGAAACAAAAACAUUAAACAUUUGAUACAUAAACUAAAAAUUUGAAGUCAAUAAAGAUUAUUGUGAUUGUACAAUGAUCUUUAUGCAUUGCAAGUAAUAUAACAUGCUCGUUAAAUUUUAUUUUAAUAUGCACGAAAUUAAUUUCUAUAUUAUUAAUAAAUAUUGAUUUUUCAUAAUAAAAAUAAAAAUAUCAAAAUUUAUGAAAUACUUCACAAUUUUGGUUUAUAGUUAUAAUUAUUUUAUAAAAUUCAACAAUAUAAUAAGUAUAAAGUGCGCAAAACAAUUUUAUUAAUUAAGCACACUUAAAAAGUUAUUUGUUUAACGUUCGUUUGUGACAGUUAUAAAAUUCACGCAAACCAUACUUCAGCUGAGGGAAUAUUGUAAUUGUCUCGUGUAAAUAAAGCAUUCACACUGCACAUAAAAUAAAA